This is a messenger RNA of Sphaeroforma arctica JP610, 1194 nucleotides long. RefSeq lists its product as hypothetical. The record is from RefSeq and is a predicted model, not a curated record. The transcript has a single exon. NCBI's taxonomy places the organism in Eukaryota, Ichthyosporea, Ichthyophonida. The coding region runs from base 81 to 440 and encodes 119 amino acids.
GGCAUUUCAAAGACCACUAGGUUUUGGCUGUGACUUAAGGGCCACUGGAAUUAAGCCUUGACGUUUUACGAACUAACUCAAUGCUUGGAUGGACCUCGCCGCAUCGUGCAAGUAGACCCUGGCAGCAAGACCGGACCACGAGGUUUACGCGCAUUUUCGCAGGAGACGCUCAAAUGCGAGUUGGGACCCCAAUGAGGGUCAUGAGUCGUUACCUUUACGUCAACCUGCUGUGUUACAUCUCGGUUACCCAGUUCCGAGUCUCCAUCUCAGCCGAUAAGAAACGCCGUACGAAUGAGGAACAGCGCAAGCAGCGCAACGACGAACACGACAGGGACAACUACCGCCGAGCAGAUGGCAUGGUAUAUAUUAAAGGGCGAAAUGGCCGCUUGACCAUGCGCCUGAAGAACCCAGCACCCCGGACAACAGUCAGACCCCAGUGAACCCCCACGUAUAGCUUUGCAACCCAUCUGUUUGGAAUCCAGCGGAAUACUAAUCGACAGGGAGUGUUCAUGAAAAUGAUGCUUUUCAGUGUUAAAAAGAACCCCGGGAUCCAGACCUUCUCUGAAAGAACGACUAUUGCAUCUCACGGUUGCAGUCCGGACCAAUAUCACUAACGCUUAUGCUGGUCUCAAUCUCGAGAGCAUAUACAACUACUAUGAUACGAAUGGAUUAGCCUCCACUACAGUCCUUGCAGCGAAAUAUCUGACCCACUAUAAACGCACAAGUAAGAAGGAAAUCCCUGUACGCCCACCACAUUCCACCAACACUAGACACCCCUCACCCUUUAACCAAUGACACCAUACACAUACUAACUCUAGCGGACACUAUCAAUUGAUAACCAAAUCACACAAUAGAGCAUGCUCACAAUCCAGAGACCACUCUGAUCGGGGACGCAGCCGUACGCCCACCUCGAUAAGCAAAUAAUGUACUAUGUGUAGCAUUCGACAUUGGGAGGAGAUCUGCCCUGUUUGCGACAUUUGCAAGAUGACGGGACAUUUCCGCUACAAAAGCCCGCAGAACACAACAGUAGCAUCGGUAACUACCAAGAAGGAAUGACUUACUGAUGAAACUGUCCAAGACCGAUAACAGAGGCCAGGUAUGAGGACCUACCAGUCAAAAUAUACAACGGCACGAGAGUCCGACCAGUCGUGCUGACAAAAAAAAAAUUUGCAAUACAACACAAUUUUAUCUUAC